This is a messenger RNA of Auanema sp. JU1783, 2181 nucleotides long. The record is from the annotation of a GenBank genome assembly. Lineage: Eukaryota; Metazoa; Nematoda; Chromadorea; Rhabditida; Rhabditidae.
AUGUGUGGAAUUUUCGCUUAUCUCAAUUUCUUAACACCCAAAAAGAGAGGUGAAAUAGUUGAUAUCCUGAUCCAGGGUCUCCAACGUAUGGAAUACAGAGGAUAUGACUCUGCCGGAGUUGCUGUUGAUGGAGGAAACGAUGUUGAUGACCCACACAGAACCAUUAAUGUUCUCAGAAAAGUUGGAAAGGUCGCCAAUCUGAAAGAUGCUGUCGCAGAAAUCCCCGCAAGCACUUUGGACAUGGAUUUCGAAUACAACAUUCACUGUGGAAUUGCUCAUACUAGAUGGGCCACCCAUGGUUCUCCAAAGGACGUUAACAGUCAUCCACAAAGAAGUAAUGAUAAGAACGAUUUCGUUGUUGUCCACAAUGGAAUUAUCACUAACUACCGUGAAAUCAAGGAAUAUCUUGUUAAGAAAGGACAUAUUUUCGAGUCCGAGACUGACACUGAAGUUAUUGCGAAACUCACCCAACACAUGCACAAUCUCUUCCCAGAGUUCUCUUUCCGUCAAUUAGUAGAAGCUGUUAUCCAACAACUUGAAGGAGCUUUCGCUUUGGCUUUCAAGUCUCGCAAGUUCCCUGGACAACUAGUUGCCACUCGUCGUGGUUCUCCACUCCUUGUUGGAAUCAAGAGUUCUUCUCCACGCAUGCAAGCUGCUCAAUUCCCAGUAUCAUUCAGUAAAGAUGCAGAUUUCCGUUGGACCGAAGCUGAUCACAAGUUAGACGAUACUCGUCGUAUAGUUUCAUCCCAAGCUACUCACUUACGUCAAAACAGCGAGGAAUCCUUUGUUGAAACUCCAAAUGUUUUGGACUUAUCUACUGGAAUCCGAUCAGGUGCUCUUCUGGCCAGUGCCAACGCCUCUAAAUGCCAGCCAUGCAUCAACGAUUGGGAAGUUGAAUACUUCGUUGCUUCUGAUGCUUCUGCCAUCAUUGAGCAUACUAAGCAAGUUCUUUUCUUAGAAGAUGAUGAUGUUGCUUUCGUUGAAAAUGGAGCUCUCACCAUUCAUCGCAUCAAGCGUAACUCUAGUGACAAUACUGACCAAACUCGUGAAGUUCAAAACCUUAAUCUUGAACUUCAACAAAUCAUGAAAGGUAACUUCAAGACUUUCAUGCAAAAGGAAAUCUUCGAGCAACCUGACUCUGUUGUCAACACCAUGAGAGGAAGACUUCUUCCUUCUGGGGAAAUCGUUCUUGGUGGAAUCAAAGAUUACGUUCAAGAUAUCAAGAGAUGUCGCAGAGUCAUUAUGGUUGCCUGUGGAACCUCUUACAACUCUGCUAUCGCUACGAGACAAAUUUUGGAAGAACUCUCUGAGCUUCCUGUUGUUCUUGAAUUAGCUUCUGAUUUCCUCGAUAGACAGACUCCAAUCUUCAGAGAUGAUGUUUGUAUCUUCAUCUCUCAAAGUGGAGAAACCGCUGAUACUUUGAUGGCUUUGAGAUACUGCAAGCCAAGAGGAGCUUUGUUGAUCGGAAUCACCAACACUGUCGGAUCUUCAAUUUGCCGUGAAUCUCACUGUGGAGUUCAUAUCAAUGCUGGACCAGAAAUUGGUGUUGCAUCCACAAAGGCUUACACUUCCCAAAUUCUGGCCAUUCUGAUGUUCGCUUUGGUUUUAUCCGAAGAUAGAAUCUCUGCUAUUCAACGUAGAAAGGAAAUCAUCCAGGCACUCAUGAUCUUACCUGAUUUGAUUCGCCAAGUUCUCGAGUUGGACGAUCAUGUUCUUCAAAUCGCAAAAGACGUGUACCAAGAGAAAUCUUUCCUUAUUAUGGGACGCGGUUUCAACUUCGCCACUUGCCUUGAAGGUGCUUUGAAAAUCAAGGAACUGUCCUACAUGCAUUGUGAGGGAAUUAUGUCCGGAGAAUUAAAGCACGGACCUUUGGCUAUGGUCGAUGAUAAAUUGCGUAUUUGCAUGGUAAUCUGUAAUGAUUCUGUUUAUAAGAAAUCUCUCAAUGCUCUUCAACAAGUUAUGGCCCGUGGAGGAGCUCCAAUCAUCAUUGCUGACAACGAAGUCCCUGAGAAAGACCUCGCUGGUAUGAAGCAUAUUCUUAGAGUACCCAAAACUGUUGAUUGCCUCCAAAACGUUCUCUCCGUGAUCCCUCUGCAACUUCUUUCUUUCCACAUCGCCGAAUUGAACGGCUUAAACGUCGAUCGCCCAAGAAAUCUUGCCAAGUCCGUUACUGUAGAAUGA